This is a messenger RNA of Ostreococcus lucimarinus CCE9901, 1299 nucleotides long. RefSeq lists its product with no specific name. The record is from RefSeq and is a predicted model, not a curated record. The transcript has a single exon. The coding region runs from base 1 to 1299 and encodes 432 amino acids. Lineage: Eukaryota; Viridiplantae; Chlorophyta; Mamiellophyceae; Mamiellales; Bathycoccaceae.
AUGGCCAGCGCGCACGAAACGAUUCUCGAAGAGUUCUCCGUGCUCGAAGACCAACUUUUAGCUGCGCAAACUCGUGAAGACGAGGCGGUGCAAUAUGCCGAACAAGUCGCCGCUGAUCUCGCGGUGACUUCGAGGUGGUGCGAGACGCUCGAAGCGGAGCAAGCGAGCGCAAAAGCGCUCGCGGAAAAGGCGGCGAAGGAUGCGGCGCGAGUAGCUGAAACGCGUGCCGUGGAGUUGGAGAAUCGCAUCAAGGAAUUAGAACUAGAGCUUUUGCGUAAUUCUGUGCCGGAAAUGGAGCGUACGCGAGAUGAAGCGGAGAAAGCAGCGCGAGAGGCGCGCGAAAAGUAUCAAGAAGCGCACGAUCAACGCGAGAGCGCUUUGGAGGCGCUGGAGAACGAAACCGCCGCCAAGCGAGAGUUGAUGGAGCAAGUCGCCACCUUACAGCGUCAAUUGGAAGAUGUGGAACGUGUCCGCGCGAACGAUCGGGCGGAAAUCGAUCGUACUCGCGAAGAGCUACGUGCUCGAUACCAAGCGGAGAAAGACUCGCAAGAUCGCUUCGCCAAGGCACAGAGAGAACACGAAUUGGAGCUGAAGACGGCGCGCGAAGCAGUCGCAGAACGCGAGGAUCAGUUGAUUAAAAUGCGUCGUGAUCGCGACGACGUGCUGCACAAGCUACAUCUCAAAGAAGAGGAAGUCGUCGAGGCGCGAGCAAACAUGCGCGCGAGUUUAUUAAACGUCGAGGCGCUGCAGACGGCGACAAAUGAAGCCAAAGAGACGCGGCAAGCUUCAAACAAGGAACUCGAAGACCUCAGGUUAUGCAACUCCGACUUGCUCGUUCAAGUCAAGCACGCAAAGCGAGAGCUCGAAGACACAUCGGUGGCCCUGAACAAACUGACAGAGAAAUUACAAGACCUCGAGGACGGAUCGGAGAGUGCGAUUCGCAAACGCCGAGAAGCUGAGGAUGAGAUUCACGAUCUCAAGCACUCCAUAAUCGAUCUCGAAGCCAAGAACAAGGCACUUGAAAUGGACCGCGAGGUGGCUUAUCAAGCCGCCGACGUGGCGCGCACGGAGAACGCGAAGGUUUCGGCGUCUGUUUUGGAUCUGACUGAGGAAGUCGCGCGACUCAAAUCCGCCCUCGUUGCGGCUCAAGAUUCCACGCGCGCGCUUCUCGAUGAAGAAGCCGCGCGGUUACAACGACUCGCGCCAACGGUUCAAGAUAGCGAUUACGUCAGUCCGGCGUGGUUACAUGAUAAUAGCUGGCAGCAGCCGAGCGUAACGCUUGUAUCGUCGUCCUCGUAG